Molecule: messenger RNA, 3008 nt
Organism: Salarias fasciatus (jewelled blenny)
Lineage: Eukaryota; Metazoa; Chordata; Actinopteri; Blenniiformes; Blenniidae
Gene: cyth3b
Product: cytohesin 3b
Exons: 13
Coding region: 350-1534 (394 amino acids)
Biological process (GO): regulation of ARF protein signal transduction
Molecular function (GO): guanyl-nucleotide exchange factor activity
Source: RefSeq, a predicted model, not a curated record
CGGAGGGAUAACGACAACGCGCUCGGCCGCCGUGGGCAAAAGGACGAGCCUCCGAAACACACACGGACCGACAUACACACACACACACACACACAUACACACACACGACACGGACACACACCGGGGCCGGAGGAGCCGAGGCGCCGCCGUGAGCCGUCAAUGGCCACAAUAUCCCCCAAAAAGAAAAAUCCUGCCCGCCAGACUACCUGUGCACCCGAUGCGUCCUGGAAAUCAGGACGCUGCAUGAUAAAUUGAACGUUUCCUUCCACAAGAGAAGUUUUUUUUUCUCCCUUUUUUUAUUUUUUGCGACGUAUUUUGAGGAGGAGAUUUUGAUUUAUUGGCUGCAGUCAUGGACGAAGACAACCAAGUUCCUGAGGACCUGUCUUUGGAGGAAAGAGAUGAGCUGUCAAACAUCCGACGCAGGAAAAAAGAGCUGCUGGAUGAUAUUGAACGGCUGAAGUUUGAGAUCGCAGAGGUGAUGACUGAGAUCGAGCAGCUGACCUGUGUGGGGGAAAGCAAAACCACACAAAGGAACAAACAGAUCGCCAUGGGGAGAAAGAAGUUUAACAUGGACCCCAAGAAGGGAAUUCAAUUUCUUUUGGAGAACGAUCUUCUCCAGAACACCCCAGAGGACAUUGCACAGUUCCUCUACAAAGGCGAGGGCCUUAACAAAACGGUUAUCGGGGACUACUUGGGGGAACGUGAUGACUUUAACAUCAAGGUCCUCCAGGCGUUUGUGGAACUUCACGAGUUUGCAGACCUCAACCUUGUUCAAGCCUUAAGGCAGUUUCUGUGGAGCUUCAGACUUCCAGGCGAAGCCCAGAAGAUUGAUCGAAUGAUGGAGGCGUUUGCCUCCAGGUACUGCCAAUGCAAUCCCGGCGUCUUCCAGUCCACAGACACCUGCUACGUCCUCUCAUUCGCCAUCAUCAUGCUGAACACCAGCCUGCACAAUCCCAACGUCAGAGACAAGCCCCCGGUGGAGCGCUUCAUCUCCAUGAACAGAGGGAUCAACGAGGGGGGGGACCUCCCAGAGGAGCUUCUCAGGAAUCUAUACGACAGCAUCAAGAGCGAACCCUUUAAGAUCCCGGAGGACGACGGGAAUGACCUGACGCACACGUUCUUCAACCCAGACAGAGAAGGCUGGCUGCUGAAAUUAGGGGGUCGAGUGAAAACCUGGAAGAGAAGGUGGUUCAUCCUCACGGACAACUGCCUCUACUACUUCGAGUACACAACUGAUAAGGAACCUCGUGGGAUCAUACCACUGGAGAACCUCAGCAUCAGGGAGGUGGAGGAGCCAAGGAAACCUAACUGCUUCGAGCUGUAUAAUCCCAAUCACAAAGGCCAGGUGAUCAAAGCCUGCAAGACGGAGGCCGAUGGGCGUGUUGUGGAGGGAAAUCAUGUGGUAUACAGAAUAUCUGCGCCCACGCCUGAGGAGAAAGAAGAGUGGAUUAAAUCCAUUAAGGCGAGCAUCAGCAGAGAUCCCUUCUACGACAUGCUGGCCACCAGGAAAAGACGCAUCGCCAACAAGAAGUGAGGAGCGGCGGCGCUCUCGCCCUCCGCUCUCCUCCCAUCUUCUUCCCCUCCUUUCGGCUCAUGAACUCAUAAACCACACACGGCAGAGCUGGUUGACCAGAAAAAUGACUGUUGGCCACACAACUGGCUUCACCCCCGAAGAACAAACCUCAGUUUACUCUCCGGACUGACUGCCCGGUGUGUGUGUGUGUGUGUGUGUGUGUGUGUUGGGGACACGUCAAACACACAACCGAGGCAGCGUAGCUCCAAGAAUCUCAGUUUUGUGGAUCUUGCAUGGAGCUGCAAGAACAAGGAACCAGCCAGUUUUAUUUCCCCCCCCUCCAUCUCACACAGCACCUCCACUCUCAUGGUUACAUAAUGUUUCUAGGUCUCCCUAAAGCACAACUGCCAUGUUUCAGGUGCACAUGCAUGCAUGUGGGUUAUUAUAGACCGAUUAACGUUUGUGUUUGUGUGUGUGUGUGUGUGUAUGUAUGCAGCAGUGUGCAUGCUAUCGGUGCACACAGCAUCUGCUGUAUGGGUGCAUAAGUGAUGCAAGUGUUCCCUCCACUGUGCUUUAUGAAAAAAGGUUGCUGUAAUUCAGAAGGGGAGUCGGGACGAACGGCGCUCCAAAUGUCAGAGCGACUCGCGGAGGAGGAGACGGGCGAUGAUAUCAGGGCGGCAGUGAUUGAGUCGGCGCAGUAUCGCCUCAUCUGGUGCUUGUUGUGAACUCACUCCGGGUUUGAAUUCUCCUCUCCAGGUGCCACGGCUGCCUGAGAGUAACUUCAGAAGGAGAAAAAAAAAAAAAACACAGCUGGCGUACAGUUUCUAAGAACGCAUUACAGUCUUGAGUCAGCUGGACUGAUUUCAUUUAUUCAUGUGGAGCAGAGAAUUCUGAAAUGUGCAUACUUUUUGAUUUCGUUGAGUAUCAGCGGUGCUCUGACUGAGGCUUAAGAGUAAACUCUCUGUCUGGACUUGAAAGUUGUAAUCCUUAAGAUUUCAGUCCUUGAUUUGACGAGAUUAGUGUCGCUUUCAUGAUUGCUGCAGUCGGUUUUCUUUCUUCAUUUUACAAAUAUUAAAAGUCACCAGCACACAGGCACUUAGGUUUCUAUAAUGUAAGUUCAUACACUAUCAAUACUUCAUCAAUGUUUAAUUCGUGUGAGUCAGGAAAACCAUUGACUCUGCCACUAAAAACAUAAAGCAGAAACACUUAAUGGCUGAUAGAGGAAUAAAGCUCCCUCUAAUUUCUCAAGUAUCUUAAGGAUUAUAACUUUAAAAGUACUUUCCAUUGCGGAAGUCUUCAGUCUAACAGGUGGGUUUUAUUCAUGGCUGAACACGAACCAAUAGGUACCAGUCCAGUUAAGCUUCUGUUAUUUCCUUGUUUAUGGCCGAUGUCAGUGAAGGUCGGUGUGUCGUGAUCCUGUUAGAAUUUGGUUUGUACUCCUGAAGAAUCCUUGCUUGCUUUUUGUGUUCCUCCCUUAAAAAAAAAAAAAAAAAAA